AUGCUUUUCGGAUAUUUGUGUAUAUUCUUCGGACUUUGGCACACAGUUUUGGGUGUUACCGUGCGGGGAAGAGUUGACGUUUCGCCCUUCAACCUCACUCGCAGAUCCAUUGUAAACACCAGUUUCAAGUUAUUUCAGGUUGGAGACUACCAGGGUCAACCAUUUGCGGCAUCGGCGAAAAUUCAUAAUAUUGAUGGCGAAUUUGGGUUCGAGAAAGUACCGGAGCCUCUAGACGCCAAUUCCACGAAUUUUUUCGUCCUCCAGACAUCGUCCCUAGAAUUCAACCUCAAACCCAAUCGAAUUUUGAUCAGUAUCGAACAAGAUAGCUCUCACAACGGUACGGACUUUGUAGUUAAAGCCUACAAAAACGUUUUUGGCAAGGAAAAUUUCCCCUCCCCCGAAAUCGUGCAUCCCGAACAGCUCGAGGAAAUUCCCUUCGAAUCACACAUUCCAAUCACACUCGUCAACAUGGCCCCCCUGAGAGUUUACCUGCAAGAAAGAAACUCAGAUUUGUUCAAGAGUGGACCGAUUGCUAGCAUUCUAUCAUCCAAGUACAAACUUGCUGCUGUGGUCACAGGUAUUGUGGCCCUUAUCUUCCCCUCAAUUUUCUCCAAGCUGGAGGCGGCAGCGGCUUUGGAGGCUACCGAAGAAAAGCUGCUUCAGCAACAGCAGCAGAAGCAGUCCGAUCGGAUGGAGGUUCAGAACGAACUCGAAAAUGUCAAGAAGAACGACUAG
This is a messenger RNA of Lachancea lanzarotensis, 735 nucleotides long. RefSeq names its product LALA0S11e03466g1_1 (gene SOP4). Lineage: Eukaryota; Fungi; Ascomycota; Saccharomycetes; Saccharomycetales; Saccharomycetaceae. The record is from RefSeq and is a predicted model, not a curated record. The transcript has a single exon. The coding region runs from base 1 to 735 and encodes 244 amino acids.